AUGUUUGCUGGUUGCAAAACUGCUACUGAUGUUUUUCUAAAAUUUAUUCGCCCUAUUGUCGACAAUAUAAUUUUCCAAAGUAAUCUUUACGCAACACAAAAUAACAACAAUUUGAAACUAACUGAAAAAGAACUAUAUGCAUUUUUGGGAAUAAAUUUUUGCAUGGGAUACAAUAAAUUACCAUCAUAUAAGUUAUAUUGGAAUACUAGUGAAGAUUUACAUGUACGUUCGAUUUCCAAAGCCAUGUAUAGGGAUCAAUUUCGAGAAAUAUUAUCAAAUAUUCACGUUAAUGACAAUGCGAAUUUACCUAAUAAUAAUAAAGAUAAAUUAUAUAAAUUACGUCCUAUGAUCGAUACUCUAAACAAAAUUUUUCCCAAAGCAUAUUAUGGAACUCGUGAAUUAAGUGUUGACGAAUCAAUGAUAAAAUUUAAGGGGCGAAGCACAAUUAAGCAGUAUAAUCCCAUGAAGCCCAUCAAACGCGGUUAUAAAUUAUGGUGCAUUGCGGAUCAAAAUGGUUACAUUUUGAAAUAUUCAGUAUACCAAGGCAAAAAUGAAACUUURGAACAAGAAUUCGAUAAGUAUAAUUUGGGCGAAAGAGUAGUACUUAUGUUGACUAAACCUUUUUGGAAACAACAAAGAAUCAUAAUGUUUGAUAAUUAUUUUACAUCAAUUACACUUUAA
This is a messenger RNA of Diuraphis noxia (Russian wheat aphid), 681 nucleotides long. RefSeq names its product piggyBac transposable element-derived protein 3-like. Lineage: Eukaryota; Metazoa; Arthropoda; Insecta; Hemiptera; Aphididae. The record is from RefSeq and is a predicted model, not a curated record.